Molecule: messenger RNA, 2615 nt
Organism: Prionailurus viverrinus (fishing cat)
Lineage: Eukaryota; Metazoa; Chordata; Mammalia; Carnivora; Felidae
Gene: TRNAU1AP
Product: tRNA selenocysteine 1 associated protein 1
Exons: 10
Coding region: 921-1814 (297 amino acids)
Biological process (GO): selenocysteine incorporation
Cellular component (GO): nucleus
Molecular function (GO): tRNA binding
Source: RefSeq, a predicted model, not a curated record
AAUGUGAGGCUUUGACCUGGGACGUUUCCGGACUAGGAGAGUUUUAUCGGGAUUAUCUAGUCACUGAAAAUCCUGUUUACUGAGGGCAUUCUAUGGGCAGGUCAUCAUUCUGGGACAAGUGAGAGCUGGCGGUUUGGGUUAGUUAGGGUAGUGGAUAUGGGACUCAGGAAAGUAAAAUGACACGACUUGGGGAUUAUUUGGUUGAGAUGACUGUUACUCCAAUUUACACGCCCUAUAACCCCUGCCCCCCUUUCCACCGCAGGAUCCCAUCCAGCUUCAACAAAAAUCUCACGUCUUGCAAAUUGGGAAAUGGUGAAGGGGUGGCUGGGGCCGACCUGUGGUUUGUCCAAGGCCACGUAGUGGAACUGAGUCGUCCUGGCUCCCAAAGGGCACUUUUCCGUUUUCUAAAAAGUGUGCUUAUAUUUGCAGUGUGUUUUUGUUUUUGUUUUUCACAAUAAGCAAAAUUUUAUAGUACGUUUGUAUUUGAACACAGAGAGAAACCCGAGAAACCCCAUUACUGGAGCAACAGCGUGCCGGCAGUGACGUCUGCUCCGCCCCAUCCCGCCGACUCCGGCGUAGCUCCGCCCCCAGGGAUCCAGGAACUCUGCGCCCAGCCGAAUCGUCGGAAAAACCCGGAGUGGCAAAUCCGGGCGCGGCCCUGGGCGCUGGAGUUUCAGAGCUUGCGCAGAAGGCGUCCGAGGCGCAUGCUCCUUGGCGGUCCCGGACCCCGCGGUCUGGCUACCGCGCUGGCCUCCCUGGCCCACGGAAUUCCGGGCCGGCUGCGGACAUGGCGGCCAGCCUGUGGAUGGGCGAUCAUCGCGUGGCCAAACCCGCGUGGGCUCUGGAACCCAGACUGAGGAGCCUGCUUGCUGGCUGGCCUGAAUCGCUCUGCUCUUGUAUUUACGCAGCUGGAGCCCUACAUGGAUGAGAAUUUCAUCUCCAGAGCCUUUGCCACCAUGGGGGAGACCGUAAUGAGCGUCAAAAUUAUCCGAAACCGCCUCACUGGAAUCCCAGCUGGCUACUGUUUUGUAGAAUUCGCAGAUUUGGCCACAGCCGAGAAGUGUUUGCAUAAAAUUAAUGGGAAACCCCUUCCCGGAGCCACACCUGCAAAACGUUUUAAACUGAACUAUGCCACUUAUGGGAAACAACCAGAUAACAGCCCUGAGUACUCCCUGUUUGUGGGGGACCUGACCCCAGACGUGGAUGACGGCAUGCUGUAUGAAUUCUUCGUCAAAGUCUACCCCUCCUGUCGGGGAGGCAAGGUGGUUUUGGACCAGACAGGCGUGUCUAAGGGCUAUGGUUUUGUGAAAUUCACAGAUGAACUGGAACAGAAGCGAGCUCUGACUGAGUGCCAGGGAGCAGUCGGCUUAGGGUCUAAACCAGUUCGGCUGAGUGUGGCAAUCCCCAAAGCGAGCCGCGUGAAGCCAGUGGAAUAUAGUCAGAUGUACAGUUACAGCUACAACCAGUAUUACCAGCAGUACCAGAACUACUACGCCCAGUGGGGCUAUGACCAGAACACAGGCAGCUACAGCUACAGCUACCCCCAGUAUGGCUACACACAGAGCACCAUGCAGACAUACGAAGAAGUCGGGGACGACGCAUUGGAAGCUUAUGAGGCUUCCAGUUUCUCCACAUCCUCACCAGUGAUUGUUACUCUUUUUCAUUACAGCCACACUGACCCCAUGCCGCAGUUGGAUGUGACGGAGGCCAACAAGGAGUUCAUGGAGCAGAGUGAGGAGCUGUAUGAUGCACUCAUGGACUGUCACUGGCAGCCCCUGGACACAGUCUCUUCAGAGAUCCCUGCCAUGAUGUAGUCAGGACAAAGGACAAACAGAAACGGACUGUGAUGGAGAUAAGAGACUCCUUUUUAACGAAAGUAUUGGAAGAACUUUUACCUUUUUGGAAACGUUUUGUAAGAUUUUAGUAACCAACUAUUCUGAUUAUGACUCUUCUUGCACCACCACUCCCUUCGACAGCCUUUUGAGUUUGAAAACCAAGGUGCCGUUAAACAAGGUUUUCCAAUUUGUCUUUGAACAAUUGUUCCAGGUAGGGUUAUGUACACUCUUGGAGGGAAGAAUUUGGAGUCAUUAAUGAAGUGGAGCGUAGGAUUUAUUCAACCCAGGAGCCUUUUUCCGGUGACACUAUAUCCUUACCCCCUGUGAAGUCAGAAUGCAUGAAUUACCUGCUGUUAUGCCAAAUGAUGGGCAACGUUGAUCUUCCAUUUCAAGUACCCUUUGUCCCCAUCCCCCACGCUUAAGUUUCGUGGCUAGGGCAGAUUGAAGUUCCUUAGACAUUCCAGCUGGGAAAGAAGCUGUGUGGCCUGUGUGGUAGGAAGUCAUGGAGCCAGCUACAUCUAGACUAAAAGGCUCAAGAGUUAGGGCAUGCUCCAAGGGCAGGUCUGACUUUGAGGUUUAAGCCAUGGUUGAACAUUACUGACAUCUGUGUGCCUAGCUGGUUCCUUUUUUUUAACUUUCUAUAUAUUUUUAAUAAUUUACAUCCACCUGGCCUGUUUCUUUACCUUAAUUUCAUUUAACAGAUGUGAGUCCUCUUACACAGAUCUCCAGCACCCAUGUGGAAGUCUGGUUUUAUACUAAAAAUCUCCCAUUUUAUUCCUA